Molecule: messenger RNA, 5790 nt
Organism: Mirounga angustirostris (Northern elephant seal)
Lineage: Eukaryota; Metazoa; Chordata; Mammalia; Carnivora; Phocidae
Exons: 5
Coding region: 16-678 (220 amino acids)
Source: RefSeq, a predicted model, not a curated record
UCAGGAGUGGAAAAUAUGCAAGUGACCCUUGCAUGCCAAGCAGCUCAGAAAAAUGCCUUGAUGGUGGCUGUCCAACAGGCAUCCUUCUAUCACACGCCCUGGUGGGGCUGUCCUGCUGAUGUGAAGGAAAUAACUUCAGAUCUGAGAAAUUAUGGUGGAAUGGGUCCAGCCAGAAGAAGAAAUUCCAGAAUUGUGAAUGGCAUAGAGAACUUACUGUUAGCCCCAACUCCAAAAGUGCCAGACACCCUUACUCAUCCUUCAGAAAGAUUCCAGCCUACCAAAAGGGCUCCGGAGGCUUUUGUGUCUAUUCAACUAGAAAAGGUGGGGCUGCGGGACAUGAUGCUGAACACCUUCCUCCUCAGGAAACAAACCAUGGCCAACAGAAUGAAGAGCCUUGAUGAAAUUGGUAAAGUCAAGAGAGACGUUAUAGUUGAAUAUUGUCAGAAGUUCAACUGCUGUAUGUCUCACUAUGCUCUUCGUGGUCAGAUUAUGGCAUACUGCAAUAGCCUGAGAGCCCUGCUGGAAGAUUUCCCUACCAUCAGGGACACCUUUUUCAUGGUGGGGCAACCACAAGAAAAGAAAGGGUUGAGAGACUCCAAGGAGGGCCUCAAGGCUGACCCCAGGUGUGUAAUUUCCUUUAGAGCUUUUUACUCCCCCUCCAUACCCUACUCCUCCUAGGGAAGAGGGAGGAGGCAUGUUAAAUUUCGUAUGGGAAUCUUGCUUUCUUUACUGCAUUUGACCUUGAUCUUCUGGUUCAGAAGGGCAAAAGAAAGAGCUAACACUCUAAGAAUAACACUAUCUUUGUAUUUGAACCCAGAAGAGGUUCUUUGUUUAUGGGCUGUUUCACUGCUUUUUUAAUCUAUGCAGUUUUGUUUUCUCCUGGAGAGUCCAGAGAUUUCCAUCAGUCACACCCUUUUACAUAAGCCGGCAUCUAAAAUAAGCAAACAAAUAAGUAAACUUGAUCUUGAGCUGUCCUGACUUCAAAUAUUUUACUCAAUGGAGCAGAAGAAAUAAGAAACACACACACACACACACAUUGAUGUACCAGUGCCUUAGAUAAAUCUGCCCUUCUGUAUUUCUCUGGCAGAGGAAAAAAAAUACAUGUAGAGUGAUAUUACGUGAUAAGAGCAGAGCUGCUUCCAUAUUUCCUUAUCAUGCCUUAUCCAGUUUUCCAAUGUUCUUAACUCAACCUGCCUGGAGUUCACUCACCUAGAUGGAGGAGUUAGCAUACCUGUGCAGUCAGCGACCACGUUUCCUUUAAAAAAGAAGAAAGAAAGAAAGAAAGAAAGGAAGGAAGGAAGGAAGGAAGGAAGGAAGGAAGGAAGGAAGGAAGGAAGGAAGGAAAGAAAGAAAGAAAGAAAGAAAGAAAGAAAGAAAGAAAGAAAGAAAGAAAGAAAGAAAGAAAGAAAGAAAGAAAGAAAGAAAAAGAAAGAAAGAAAGAAAGAAGGGAUGUUACACAGUUCUGCAGUCUCCAAGGGGGAGCAAAAACAUCCUGCAGGGUGAGCUUACUUUCCUCCUAAGGUACAGAGCUUAGUGUUGAGUAAUAGUAAUACUCAAUAAAUAUGAUCAUAGAACAGAUGGAUGAAAGUGAAUUGAAAGACCAUAUGUAUCAGACCACUCAUUCACUCACUUAUUCAUUCAUGCAUUAUUCAACCAGCAUUUAUUUAGUGCUUACUUAAUACCAGGCACUUUGCUAUGUGCUGGAGUUACAAAGGUAAAUAAGCCACUGACUCUGGCAAUAAAUUCAGUCGAGUGGGGGAAAGCUCUGUAAACAAAAAAGUAACUUCAAAGAUUUUAAAGAUAAUCUGCUAGAGUUAUGUGAAAUGUUCUGUGAGGACACAAAAGAGGGAGUGUUUAACUGUAGCCUAUGGCCUAAGGGAGAAAUUCAAAGAGGAGGUGACAGGUAAGUUGGAGCUCACCAAAAAAAAUGGGGAUGAUAGAACAGGCUAGAGAAAUCUGGAGAAUGAAAAACACUUGAGUUUGUAAGCCCUUGACUAACUGAUAGCUGAUACCAAAAUAAUGACCAGUCCUACCUUGAUACUUUGAUAGGUACCCAGUUUGUGGAUACCAGUGUCUGUCUCAUGAGCUCAGCCAGUACAUUCACUUGGGGAGACUUCCAGAUUUACCCAAUGGAAAAAUGCAUUUGAAGGAAGUGCAGGGCAAAUACACCUCAGUAGACUGACUAUUUUGCUGAAGGGUUUGACUGUACACCUGUUGCCCAAUGAGGCUGAAGUGUAUCUUUCUCUCCUAUGAAACAUCACAGGAUAAUCCUCUAAGACUUCUUUCAUUAUCUCAUCUACCCACUAGCCCAGUCAACCAUUUAUAAGCCCUAUCUGUAUUUGGGAUCAAAUUUUUAGAAUAGUUUCCAGAAGUCUAACCACAUGUCACUACAUUUGUGUUUAGGAUAAAAUGUAUUCAGGAAGUCUGUUUUUGUUUCUGAUCUGUUUUAUUUGAAGCGCCCAAAUAAGGAGGUCAGGAAGGGAAAGAAAAGGAAAAAAAAUGUCUCUAACUUGCAGGUCUUGUUCUAUUCCUGUAUUGUUUAUUGUAGAUGACUGGGUGUUUCCUAAAGAUCAAAAGAAACCAUCAUUUAAGGGGGAUGAGCCUAGAGCCCUAAAUCAUCUGGUCAGUUAUUGUGUGAUGAUUUCACGGCAGGACUUUUGUCAAUAAAAGUGAGUAAAGUAAGUGCUCACCCAGAGCCCAAGUAAUAGAGUUAGACAGUGGAUGCGCAGUGACUGAUAAAGAUUCAGUAUUUUUUGACUAUACCUGUCUCCUACUUCCUAAACUCUCUAGAUUUCAACAUGUCCCUUUUAAUACACUACAGAGAAUGAAGCAAUAGAGAAAGGAACUUCUGUUUUACGUGGAAGUUUAAAAAAGUAUUGUAUAAGAUUAUUUUUAACUCCAAAGUCUGUGAUUCCAUGUACUGAGUAUUAAUAAAAAUGAACAUCAGCCACAAGGAGAUAGAGUGGAACGAGUCAUGGCCUUGGUGUUAGAAUAUUUGGACUUUACCCAGCUCAAUUAUAACUUGCUCCGAGGUUUCAGGCAAAUCACUUCUCUUCAGUCUCUGAACGUCAACUCUUCAUCUGAUGAGUGAGGAAAUUGAAGCAACUCUCUGAAGUUAAACAUACUAAGAUUUUUAGUGCUAGGGUAUCUAGAGUUUGAUUCCAAGGAAUGGAACUGCUGAGGAAAGACUUCCUGGGAAGGGGCCAUUUAAGAGUGUUCAUGAAAUGAUAGAUGAGACUCACCCCAGGACAAGUUUAACUAGAGAUGAAGGGACAGAGUGGGGGAAUGAUGAGGGUCACGGAAGAGAGAGGUCCUCACUCACCUCAUUCUUAAAAUAUGGAGGUGGGUUAGGUCGAAGAUAAAAAAUAAGUUUCCCUUCAAAUAUCGGUUCUAACAAUUAAUGCCCUGCUGAGGAUUCUGAGCCAUCCCAAGCUUAUGAGAGUGUUCUAAUUGAUUGGCAAUGUCUGUCACGGCCAAGGACAGGGGCAAUGUGGCCUCCCUGUUUGUGUUUGCCAUCCCUUGACCAGAAAAGCCCCAUGAGUUCUGUAGGUUUAAAAUUCUAAGAUGCUAUUUAAUGCUCUAAAGGCUGUAAUGUACUGUGUUUAGUUUUAACAGAGACCACAUUAUCCUCAAACCAAAGUCUCUAUAGAAGAGGAGCCAAGAGUUCUCCCAAGAAGGAUGCCCCUUGAGGCCUUCUUGCUUUUCAUGGCUCCAGAGGAGACUAGAAUCUGGAGACUGGGAUGAUGCUUGGCCACAUUCCAAGAGCAGUGGUGUCGGCUGAUUGAGGAGUGAAGAAAGGAGAGAGAGGAUAUUCACAUUAAUCAAACCCUUACAAUGUGACAGGUAGAGCCACCAUGAUCCCAUCUGGUGCUUUAUGCACAUUAAAAGAAGGCAAGCCUUCCUCUGGGCAGGUGUAGCCCCGUGCCAGGGUACAGAGUUUGGGAAGUAAAACAUAAGCUGGAUCUCAGCCACUGCUGGGUGCCUUAUGGCACAACCCAAAUAGCAGUACAUGGUAACUUUGGUGCCAAGUGCUGUACAGCAAUGGAUACACAUGGUCCUUGCCCUUCAGGCAAGGGGAAAUAGGUAAUUUUUUAAAAAAGAUUUUAUUUAUUUAUUUGAGAGAGAGAGUGAGAGAGCAAGAGAGAGAGUGAGUGAGGGGAGGGGCAGAGUGAGAAGCGGAUUCUCUGCUGACCAGGGAUCCUGACGUGGGGCUCCAUCUCAGGACCCUGAGAUCAUGACCUGAGCUGAAGGCAGAUGCUUAACCAACUGAGCCACCCAGGCGCCCUGGGAAAAUAGGUAAUUACAGUACAUUGUGAUAAAGAAUAAAAUAUAAUAAGAGUAUAAUAAAAGCACCCACCAGGAAAUGUUAAGUAUUAUCUAAAGGAUUGGGGAGGUGGGGAUGGGGAGCAAGGCAGGCUGCAGGGAAAAGGGGAUGCUUAACCUGGAACUUAAAGGAUGGUUAGUGUUUCAGGUAGACCAGGAAAAAACUUCAGUUCAAGCUGGGAGACUCACAGGUACAAUGACACAGAGAUGUGAGAUAGCACGUGAACUCUUGAGUGGCUCCUACCCAGGGUAUGUGAGGAUGAGCAAUGGAAAGUAGAACGUACAGAACGAUGGGCAAGAUCCAGACGUCUGGCAUUUGCCCUUCAAAGGCAGGAAAAGGGGGAGUAAGAUGAUUGUUUGGGAUCUCAUUUAGGAAGCUACUGAAACUGUACAGACAGGAGAUGUUUAGGAGGUGAAAUCAGUUGGCCAGGUGCUGGAUUUAAUGGGAGGCUAAAGAAAAAGGAGGGGGGCACCUGGGUGGCUCAGUCAUUAAGCGUCUGCCUUCAGCUCGGGUCAUGAUCCUAAGGUCCUGGGAUCGAGCCCCGCCUCGGGCUCCCUGCUUAGCGGGGAACCUGCUUCUCUCUCUCGCACUCUCCCUGCUUGUGUUCCCUCUCUUGCUGUGUCUCUGUCUGUCAAAUAAAUAAAAUCUUUAAAAAAAAAAAAAAAGAAAAGAAAAAGGAGGAAUCUAGGGUUUCACCCAGAGUCUCUGGCUUGGGUAGAUAAAAAGAUGGCAGUGCAAUUAUUGUUUCAUUGGUACAGAGUUUCCAUUUUGGAAGAUGGAAAAAAGUUCUGGAGAUGAUGAUGAUGACAGUUGCACAACAAUGUGAAAGGACUUAAUGCCACUGAACUGUACCCUUAAAACUGGUUCCAAUGAUAAAUAUUAUGUUACGUAUAUUUACCACAAUUUCUUUAAAUGAGGAAAAAUGGCAAUGCCAUAAAGAGGAAGAAAUGUAGAGAGGGAGAUAAUGAAUCCCAGCUCAGAAGCUUCAGUGGUGAAUUUCUUCCAAUAACCUCCCAUCAGGUCCUGGAUGCUCCCUAUUCUGGAUAUUUGCUGCACUUUCUUUCUUUUUUUUUUUUUUUAAAGAUUUUAUUUAUUUAUUUGAGACAGAGAGAAUGAGAGAGAGCAAGCACAUGAGAGGGGGGAGGGUCAGAGGGAGAAGCAGACCCCCCGCUGAGCAGGGAGCCCAAUGUGGGACUCGAUCCAGGGACUCCAGGAUCAUGACCUGAGCCGAAGGCAGUCGCUUAACCAACUGAGCCACCCAGGCACCCUGCUGCACUUUCAUAUACGGUUGACCCUUGAACAACACAGCUUUGAAUGUGCAGGUCCACUUAUACAUGGAUUUGUCUUUUAUAAGUACGGUAGAGUAACUGUAAAUGUGUUUUCUUUUCCUUAUGAUUUUCUUAAUAACAUUUUCUUUUCCCUAGCUUCCUUUAUUAUAAGAAUACAGUAUAUAAUAUAUAUAACAU